This is a messenger RNA of Mucor velutinosus, 1878 nucleotides long. RefSeq lists its product as uncharacterized. Bases 1 to 1878 code for a protein of 625 amino acids. The record is from RefSeq and is a predicted model, not a curated record. Lineage: Eukaryota; Fungi; Mucoromycota; Mucoromycetes; Mucorales; Mucoraceae. Gene Ontology annotation, biological process: regulation of transcription by RNA polymerase II. The transcript has 2 exons.
AUGGCAGACCCAAUGUCCAUCAAGGCACCUUUUGGUGUAGUUGAUAUGGGAUCAAAUGGCAUCCGUUUUGGUAUUGUAAGCGCACUUGCACGUCAUUUACCAGUAGCCUACGAAGAAAGAGCCCCUAUUGCUUUAUUUGAUGCACAAGGCGAUGACAGAGUGAUACCCUCAGACACGAUUGACGAGGUUAUUACCAGUUUCCUGCGCUUCAAAAAGCUGUGUCAAGACGCUCAGGUCGAGAUACAAAAUGUUCGCGUUAUUGCAACAGAAGCCACCCGUAUUGCAGCAAAUUCAAAAGAGUUUCUCGACAGAAUUUAUCAAGCUACAGGAUGGACGGUAUCUUUGUUAUCUAAACAACAAGAAGCACUGAUUUCAGCCUCCGGUAUUGUAGGCUCAUUCAAUCACGUCAAUGGAUUGACCAUGGACCUAGGAGGUGGUUCUGUGGAAGUCAGCUACGUCAUGACCGCAUCGAUUCCAGACGACAAUUUGAAAAACGACACAACAACAGACGAUGGUAUCCGUGUUUCGCCACAUCCUGUUUCAAUGCCUUACGGUGCCGCGGCUUUGAAGAGAAGAUUGGCAAAAUGUGAAUCAGAAAAGGACGUACAAGCUCUGUACCAUGAAGUGGUCACUGAGCUUAAAAAGGCCUACGAUCAGGCACAACUUCCAGAUGUACUUGCCCAUAAAGACGGUUACAAGGUAUACAUGAGUGGCGGUGGAUUCAGAGCAUUAGGGUACCUGUCAAUGGCUGUCAAUGCUCAGGAAACGCUGUUCCCCAAGAGAAGCACAAACCGCAAACACAUGUAUCCUAUCCCAAUCAUCAACGGCUAUUCUGUCACUGGAAAAGAGCUCAAGGAGUUGGCAAAGCAUUACCGUCAUAAAAAUCCGCAUGAAUUGAUGAAGAAACUCAAAGUGUUCCGCGUAUCAAAAAGACGUGCAGGCAUGAUUCCAGCAUCUUGCUUCUUGGUCAGCGCCAUCUUGGAGGUAUUCAAAAUUAGACGAGUUUAUUUCAGUGAGGGAGGCGUUCGUUUAGGAUAUUGUUGGCAGCUGCUGUCUGCUGAAGAAAAACAAAAGGACCCUCUUAUCGAAGGCGUCAAGGCUUACACUGCACAAUCCGAAUUCACAUUAUCACCAAAGGAAUUCGACGCUAUUUAUGCUAUUUUGGCUAAUGCAUUACCCAAAUUAUAUCUUGAUCCACUCCAUCCACUGCAGCUUCAUCGCUUACUGCCUGCUGCUAUUCAUCUAUCAAACCUUACUUCACAUUAUCCCAAGGAAACUCGAGCAUUCGUAGCUUUCCAUAUGCCUCUCGCCGGUGGUCCUUUAGCCAAUGUGCCUGGUCUCAGUCAUCGCGAGCGUGCCAUCAUUGCUAUCUUGUUGGCCUACCGACAAGGUGGUGCAGUGCCUGAUCCCAUUUUCUAUGCUAUUCAGGCCAUGGUUGGACGAAGGGGUGUCACUGUAUGUAAAUAUGUUGGAAGAUUGAUGGAGUUGGUAUUCGCAGUAUCUCCUUUACAUCCUGGCGUGGGUCUCAUAGAGAGUGGGCUAUCGUUUACAACCAUUGUUCAUUCCAAGAGCCGUGAAAAUAGCAACGAUGAUUCCUCCAGCAGCAGUGAUAGCAGUGACAGUAGCAGUGAUGACUCUGAUUCAGAAUACGGAAAUAGUGAUGAUGAAAUUGAGAAUGAAGAUGCUACUGAUUAUCCAGCAAUGCAUCUGCGUAUCACUCUGCCUGAAAAGUACUCACCCCUCGUAGACGCACCUGCUGUUAUGUCUGUCAUUGAUAGUUUAGACAAAAAGGUGAACUCUAAAAAGUUUGAUCUGGAUGAAGAAAGACGUCCAUUGAAAUGCCCUAAUCUCUUUUCUGUCGAGAUUAUCCGUCAGUAA